This is a messenger RNA of Choloepus didactylus (southern two-toed sloth), 2847 nucleotides long. Its product is annotated as protoheme IX farnesyltransferase, mitochondrial. The coding region runs from base 89 to 1423 and encodes 444 amino acids. Lineage: Eukaryota; Metazoa; Chordata; Mammalia; Pilosa; Megalonychidae. The transcript has 7 exons. Gene Ontology annotation, cellular component: mitochondrion; mitochondrial membrane. Gene Ontology annotation, molecular function: protoheme IX farnesyltransferase activity. The record is from RefSeq and is a predicted model, not a curated record. Gene Ontology annotation, biological process: heme biosynthetic process.
GCAGGGGGCGGGGUGGGAAGAUGGCGGCGCCCAGCAGCCGGUGAGGAGAGGACACGGGGAUCCCGGGGAGCGGCCAGACUCGUGCAUUAUGGCCGCAUCCCCCCACACUCUCUCCUCACGCCUCCUGACAGGUUGGGUAGGAGGAUACGUCUGGUAUCUAGAAAGAAAAGUUGUGCUGGAAUCCCCUCGCAAGUUUAUGCAUCUUUUCAGGAACGUCAGUAAGCAGCGGAUAACGUUUCAGCACUUUAGUUUCCUCAGGCGCAUGUAUGUCACACAGCUGAACAGAAGCCUCAACCAGCAAGUCAAACCUAAGUCAGAACCUGUGGUAUCUCCUUUCUUUGAAAAAGCAUCUUCGGGUCAAGACAAAACAGAAAUAUAUGAGAUGAGACCUCUUUCAUCCCCCAGCCUACCUUUGUCCAGAAAACCAAAUGAAAAGGAAUUGCUAAAACUAGAAUCUGCCUCAAUAAUUGAAGACCCAAUAGAAGUAGGAAAAGAGACAAAAGAUGGAAAGCAAUGGAAAGAGAUGAAGCUGCAGAUGGAGGAUUUGCCAGGAAUUUUGGCUCGACUCUCCAAAAUCAAGCUCACAGCUCUUGUCGUGGGCACCACCUCAGCUGGGUUUGCGCUGGCCCCAGGACCUUUUGACCUGCCCUGUUUCCUGCUUACUUUUGUCGGAACAGGCCUCGCCUCCUGUGCUGCCAACUCCAUCAACCAGUUUUUCGAGGUGCCUUUUGAUUCAAACAUGAGUAGGACAAAGAACAGACCUCUGGUUCGUGGACAGAUCAGCCCGCUGCUGGCCAUGUCCUUUGCCGCUUGCUGCGCUGUCCCGGGAGUGGCCCUGCUGACCUGGGGGGUGAAUCCACUCACGGGGGCCCUGGGGGCCUUCAACAUCUUCCUGUACACCUGCUGCUACACUCCGCUGAAGAGGGUCAGCAUCGCCAACACAUGGGUCGGGGCCAUCGUGGGGGCCAUCCCGCCCGCCAUGGGCUGGACCGCAGCGACGGGCAGCCUCGGUGCCGGGGCCGUGCUCCUGGCGGGGAUCCUCUACUCCUGGCAGUUCCCGCACUUCAACGCGCUGAGCUGGGGCCUGCGCGAGGACUACUCCCGCGGCGGCUACCGCAUGAUGGCCGUCACGCACCCCGGCCUGUGCCGGCGCGUCGCGCUGCGCCACUGCCUGGCCCUGGGCGCGCUGUCGGCGGCCGCGCCGCUGCUGGGCGUCACCACCUGGGCCUUCCCGCUGGUCGCGCUCCCGCCCAACCUGCACCUCGCCUACCUCGGCCUCCGCUUCUACCGCGACGCCGACCGCAGGAGCUCCCGCAGGCUCUUCUUCUGCAGCCUCUGGCACCUGCCGCUGCUGCUGCUGCUCAUGCUGACCUGCAAGCGGCGCGGCGGGGCGGCCGGCGACCAGGGGUCGUCCCCGGGCUGAGCCCCCGGCCCGGCCCGCGGGGAGGAGGACAGAAGCAAAACACGCAGGAGACAUAUAUUUAUGUAUUUUUUGUUUCUUUGCUGUUAGGCAAGAAUACUGUGGUAAUUCUGGAGUGGGAGAAGGGAAACCGCUGGUGAAACAAGACUGCAAAAUAAUUUGGUGCUCAGUAAUCACUUGGCAAAUUUUUUUUUAAUAAUCAUAUCCAAAAUGCUCCCCAGAUAAGGGUUUGCUCCGUUGAUUAAUAAGAAGACAAUUUUCUCCUUGAAGGCCUCCCUCCAUCUCUCCUCCGUGCAGAUGUGCAUGUGCAUACUUGACCUCCCACCAUACCCAGUGCCAGCCAGAGCCCUGCUUGGUGGCCACACAGGGUGGGCACUUGUCAUCUGAUGGCCUUAGUUCUCUGGUCCCAAAUCUCCACCAGACUUCGAUGACUCCCCUCACACCCUGCCGGCCGCAGCCCCCUUCCCUGGGCACCAGCCAGGCUCCCCACCCGGCUUUCUCUGCCCACCACACAGUCCCCCAGCCGGUGACAGCAAACCAGAGCAGGCAUCGGGGGAGAAUGCCAAACGGUUGUCGGGGGAACCUCGGGCUGGCCCCUGCCCCACCACAUGUCAGCAUUUCUCAAGCUCAGGGGAAUCAAAGGCAUUUUUAUGGCUCACUUUAAAAUACAGUAGAUGUCUGCAGCAUUUCUUUCUGGAAGGGUAGCUCUCAACCAUCCCCUGACCCUGUUACUUACCUCUUCAGUUGCUAGCCUCCGCUGCACAGCUCUCUCCAGCCAUGUGGGAUGGGAAGUCGGGAAGCAGCCAGCUCACCAGCCCACAGAGCUCUCAUUUCCAUCCCGGUAUCCCCGCAAUUCAGAAAUUAGCCUCCACACAUUCAAAGGACUUUACCAGCCCAGCUGGGCUCCCCCAUGGGGGUGGUUUCAGUUCAGGUGGUUUUGUGAGGGCUGCGUGGCCAGGUGUGGCCUGGGAGGGGUUCCACACACAGCACCCAUGGUUCCAGCCACCCCUCACCUCCGUCCACAUCUCUGACAGUUCCGUUCUCCCAAAGGCCUUGCAGCGUGGCGGGAUGUUUUCGUUAUUCACUCUCCAGUGGCACAGCUGCCCUGUGCAAAUCCAUUCCAGAGCUUUAAGCACCACUUAAACAUCCCAUGCAAUUUACCUGUUUUCUCAAACCUUUCUAAAGUGGUUGCAGAGAGCAUCUGAUUCCUAUUUCUACUUACCUAAAAUAUUACCUCCUGGCUGUAUCCAGGUUAUUUACCAUGGGGAAUGUGGCAUAGGAAUGUCUGGAAAGAAAAUCUGCAACUUGUUGCCACUAUCAAAUUUAUAAAAUGCACUGAUUUUCUUUUCCUUCUGCAAUAAAAUACUAUAUAAGAACAGGAGUGUAUGGUGUGAUUUUAUUUAAGUAGAAAUCAUUCUGUGCCAAGU